AUGUUCUGUCUUCGCCGAAUUCAACCGGCGGUCUCGCUGAGAGCUGUACGGACCUACUCCGUUGCAAACCCAAACGUUGUGAACCAGGCCAAACCACUGCAGUCCAGCACCCCCGGUGGUGAGGGCUCGCCGAGUGCUACGAGUACGUCGGCUGCACAACCGUUCUCAAUACCGCUUACUCCUGCCGCGCCAAAGAUCGCGGUGAAGCCAAAGAUCACAGUGGUUAGUGGAACCAUGGCAGGAACCCCGCUGAAGAAUAUCAACUACCUGAAAGGGAAGAGCGAUCCAGUUGCUCUGGAAGACUCCGAGUAUCCUGAAUGGCUGUGGUCCUUGCUGGAUAAGAAGACUACUGUGGAUGGGCUAGAAGGAGAAGAAGUAGGAGAUCUUUACUCAAAAUCUAAAAAGGAACGUAAAAUCGCCAAAAAGCGUGCCGAAAAGGUCGCCGCUCUUCAGUCUCUCAACUCAGAGAUCCGCAUUCCCAUCACUGAGCAAACCAUCGAUCUCCCAUUUACCACCUCUCCCAACCAUCCGUUCACCCGAGUCGUAGCAGCGGUUGGGGGUGUGGGUGAAAACAUUCCUGGUGCGAAGCCUGGGUUAAGUAAGGCAAUGAGACCAUCAACGGUGGAAAUUGGUGGGGAAGUGCAGGUCAGUGCAGAGGAGGCGCUUGCAGCGAGAUUGGAGGUCAAGAGAGAGAUGAGGAAGAAGAGUAGGGCUGCUAUUAAGGAAAAGAACUUCUUGAGUACUUUGGGGAGGUAG
This is a messenger RNA of Morchella importuna, 756 nucleotides long. RefSeq lists its product as uncharacterized. The transcript has 2 exons. The coding region runs from base 1 to 756 and encodes 251 amino acids. Gene Ontology annotation, cellular component: mitochondrial large ribosomal subunit. Gene Ontology annotation, molecular function: structural constituent of ribosome. The record is from RefSeq and is a predicted model, not a curated record. Lineage: Eukaryota; Fungi; Ascomycota; Pezizomycetes; Pezizales; Morchellaceae.